This is a messenger RNA of Ylistrum balloti, 4428 nucleotides long. RefSeq lists its product as uncharacterized. Gene Ontology annotation, molecular function: protein binding. Lineage: Eukaryota; Metazoa; Mollusca; Bivalvia; Pectinida; Pectinidae. The record is from RefSeq and is a predicted model, not a curated record. The coding region runs from base 267 to 3044 and encodes 925 amino acids. Gene Ontology annotation, biological process: regulation of apoptotic process. The transcript is spliced from 5 exons.
UCAACAUUUGCCGUUUAUAGUGAAAAUAUCUCUUAGCAUUGUGAAGUUUAUCUCGUGAAUGUGUUAUCGUGGAUUUGAAAAAAAGAAGUUCUACAAAGACGACAGCACAUGCAUUAUAACAAUGCGAUAGCUACCAUGGUUAGAUAAUAUACCAAGAAUGUUUGAUGAAGUCUGCAGGAUGACGUGCAGAUCGUUAUAAGAUAUAUUGUUCGUAAACGAGGAAGUUCAGGAAUUCCAUUACCAGCGACGUAGAUAAGAAUAAGAAGAUGGCAGCUGAUUCCGAUCUAUCUACGUACAGAACAGCUCUUGCCUUCGUAGCCAAAAAUCUGGAGAAAGGUGAUGUUGCUAGUGCGAAGUUUCUCCUUGGCGAAAACAAGAAGUUAUUUCCGGCCAGUGAUCUGGAGAUUGUGAAAACGGGCGAAGAGCUUAUGCUUUUGUUGGAGAAGAAGCGAUUUGUAUCGGAGUUUAACGUCGUGGAUCUUGAUUCCUUGUUGAAAAAUAUCAGUUGCAAUCAGCUUCGCUCUGAACUCGAGCCUCUGAAAACUAAGCUCAAUCUUCAAAAGGACGCGAAAUGGAAGGUUGGUUACACCACAGUCCCACACUUUUUGAAGGUUAAACAUUGUGCCAUCUUGGAAGAAAAGCUAAAAUCGCAGAACAUUGUUGCUCUUAUUGGUCCACCAGCAACAGGAAAAACUCAACUGGCAUGUAAUUAUGCACAAGACUUCUUCAAAGCAAACAGACAAUCUGUUAUAUGUAAGUUAGAUUGUGAAGGUAAAACUGAGCUGAUAAAAUCUAUGAUCGACCUGUUGGAGAGCCUUUGUAUGAAACCGGAAGGAAAUAACGAAGGGAAAGCGAACUACUUGGAGGAAAUGGGACAGAUGGUAGUAGACUAUCUUGGAUGUGCAGAGCAGGCCCAAAAAUUUCACCUUCUUAUUUUUGACGACAUUGGAGAUUCAUGCAACGAAAUUGUAAGCAAGAUAUUGAAAAACAUCAAAGAAAAUUCACAAAAUGUCAAAAUUAUUGCAACAAUGAAUGGAGAUAUUGACCUUGAAUGUGAUCCACUGAAGGUUACCGGUCUACACGACACGGAGGUAGUUUCUUUCAUGAGAUAUAAUUCUGGUUCCGACGGAAGGGAAUCUGCUAUUUCGAAAGCAACGGACGACGAAAUAAAAAUUCUUGCAAAACUUUUCGGAAACUCGCCAUUCGGUUUAAUGCUUUCAAAGCAUUACAUUGAGAAAUCAGGUAUGGAUAUUUCAGACUACACGGAAAAGUUAAAGAAGAACGAUGGCUUUAUUGAUAACACAGAGGAACACACAGAAAACAUCGUCCAAUAUUACAAAAAACGCUUACUAGCAGCACACAGAAUCAUUUUGGAAAGAAUAGAAUUAAAACUCAAUGAUGACGGUAAAAUACUUUUGUCUCUAAUACCAUUUCUGCACCACGAACAUAUCCAGGUUCGAGUUCUGUCAAGACUUCUGAAGAGUGGAUCGACUCAGUGUCAUGACUACGAGGACAGCAAUGUUAUAGGAAGGCUACGCAAGUAUGUACUAUGUGAUUUGAAGGGACUUGGGAAUGACAGAGUCAUAUCAAUUCAUGAUUUGACAAAGGUAGCCCUUCUGAACCGCCUGUCCGUAGAGGAGAGACAUGACCGCAUUCGUGAGUUGCUUCAGUUCUUUGCCACGAACAUGAUAAUGGAUUGUAGAUUACGGGAAUCGAUGAACACAAACCUCCUUUUUAUAGAUCAUGCUAUGAACGUGCUUAGAAUGGCACAAGGGAUUGAAAAACCUUCUGUUGAGAUUAGACUGUUACAGAGCUACGUUAGUACGCUUGUUGGUGUGACAUUUCGUAUAGGAGGAGUUGACAACUUUUUGGUCAACGACUACCUUACGCAAGCCAUGGCAUUAUGUUUAAAGAUGGUGGGAGAAAAUGUCUCCAGUAUUGAUUGGUUUCCCUCCAAGACUCCAACGGGCAGCACAACGUAUUGCAGUAAUGUUGAUGCACUUGUUGAAAAGCUUUGUUCCUUGAAAACGAAAAUUCCAGAGUAUUUCAUUCAAGAGCUUAUAACCACCAUGGUUCGUCCAGACAAAGACAUGGAACACUUGCAAAUGCGGGCUAAGGAUCUCUCCCAGUAUUCAUUCAAACAUGAGCUUGGAGUAGACCUGCAUGCCCAGCUCGUAAGGCGAAAGUUAGCAGUGCCGUUGGACCAUGUUCGCGAGUUGUUCCUUGUGGAACUUUUGGUAGUGAUACUUUACAACAAUGGAAGAAAUCAUUUUCUAGAGAAACCCCGCCGCGGACAGUUGAUGGAAUUAUCUUGGGUGUUAGGAAAACGUCUGAAAGAAAAAUAUCACAGUUUUCUUCCAAUACAAUUUCUUAUUACCCAGAGGAAUGGCUAUUUGUACAACCACUUGAAGCUUGCCCUCCCAAAGGACCAGGAAGUGGAGGUUAUAAACACUGCUGUGGAUAAAUACACAGCGAUGCUUCAUGACAAAGAAGAUUACUUUGAAUUUGGCGUGUUAAAACUUAGUAAAGUAAGUAAGAACUUCCACCAUAUAGCGAUGUGUCGGAAAUUCCAGAUAAAGUGCUAUUGCCGCCUGUUUAAGCUACAUACCGGUGAUGAAGAGAAACAGAAAAAAGCAUAUGUUUUUGGCAAGGAAUGUGUCGAGAAGCUGGCAAACCAGAUAACAGAAAUGACCGGCUUUACAGCGGUGCCAGGACUCCAUGUUCAAAUCGCAAAAUUCUACAUGCUGACUCCGCCAGAAGGGGGCAGUAACAUAGAAAAAGCUAUUAACCAUUUCCAAUCAGCUGAUAAGUUAGAGGAAAGUACUGGAGUAGGGUUGUCACAUUUCCGUCUCCAAGCGUUAUUCGGGUCGAUCGACUGCUACUGCCAGAAAAGGGACAAAGAUAGUCUAAAACGUGCGGACGAAAUAUGUAGAUUUUUGAUAAGUAAUUUGCACUCCUCAAAAUCCCAAGGAAGCUUGAAUGAAGCAAAGAAGCAACAGGACGAAAUAAGCGAAAUGUUAAGAGAGGAAAACCCUGAAACAUGAAACAAUAGAAAGUGAGAGAAUAGCUUUAGCCAAGAAAGAGCGCCUCGUUUGACAAACAUUCCUGUUUAAAACCAUUUCCCCUUCAAGAAUCUGUAAAGUUAGUUUCCCUGCCAUCUAAAGAUAGGUGUAAAACUUUCACGCUAGCGUGCAUUUAGCCAUGACCAGAUUGUGUUCAACAGCGGUAUUUUUAGUGAAAAAAACUAAAUUCAAAAAUAGAAUUGACCAUGUGAAUACAUAACAAAGGCCUUGCAAAGUGCUUUAUAUUACUGUCGGGUAUAUUGAUGUCUUUAAACCACAACAUACUAUUUAAUCAUGUUCAUCGUAUAUACCCACCAGAAUUGAAAAUAACUAAUAUUCACUCUGUAAGGCAAUUUGAAAAAAACUCUGUUGAGGACAAACACUCCAGCUUGUAAGAAUAGCAUCGUUUUUAGAUAAGGAGGACCAAGAAAAUUAAAUAUCAUUCUCUGUCAGCUAAGGAAUUCAGCCAGCUCUCUAAAUCAUGAUCUACAUAAAGACCAUCUUAAUGAUGGCCUAUCUUGUGUAUCUGUUACUCCAACUGAAACAGCUCGACAUUUCUUUUUUGACUGCCCUAGAUAUAUUAACCCUAGAAAAGUUUUUUACAAACCCAAAACAACCAUAAUCAUAACCACUAUUAACUAAACUAUGUUCUGCCUGGCUGCCCAAUCUGUACCACCCACAUCAAUAAAUCAUUGUUUGAUGCUGUAAUUAAGUAUAUUGAUGAUACAGAAAGGCUUUGAUAUCUUGCUAAAUAUCUACUGACACGAAUUGAAAUUAUAGGAACAAAUCUAAAACUAAGACAAAGUAUAAUUGGAAAAAAUUGAUAUCUUUCCAUAGACAUAGUUAAUUCAACUUUUAUCAACAAUGUGAUGAAUGCUGGUUAAUAGUUAUUUACCCCCACUCUCCCCCCACUUUUCCCCAUUAUUAUUUGAUCUUUCUGAUUUAUAUCCAAUAUUUUAGUUAUCAUCUCAUAAUAAGGAAACAACUCUGAUCAGUUCUUUAUCUCGGUCUGAAUAUCCUUUUUUUACUUAAAAUAAUAAUCCUUUGAUAUAAGAAAAAUGUGCUUAAUGUGUACUUGCUCCUUCAGUGAAGUGGGAGAGGACUAACUUUUAUAGCAUGUACAUUCUUGCCCAAACCCCUUUUAUAUGGAAAAGAAAAUACAUGUAAUGCACAUUUGAUAUCAUAAGAUAUAGUAAACUGAAAGCUGGUGGAUUGUUAAUUAUCUUCUUAUAAUCAUAACAUCAAUGUAUAAAAAAUAACAGAGUUGUCUCCCAUUUUUAAAAUUGAUAAGUCUGUCAACACUAAAUUUAUGAUUGUAUAUAUGUAUGUAUGUAUGUAUGUAUGUAUGUAUGUGUGUGUGUGUGUG